Molecule: messenger RNA, 2155 nt
Organism: Nelumbo nucifera (sacred lotus)
Lineage: Eukaryota; Viridiplantae; Streptophyta; Magnoliopsida; Proteales; Nelumbonaceae
Product: protein ABSCISIC ACID-INSENSITIVE 5-like
Biological process (GO): positive regulation of DNA-templated transcription
Cellular component (GO): nucleus
Molecular function (GO): DNA-binding transcription factor activity
Source: RefSeq, a predicted model, not a curated record
AUAAAAUAGACGGUUCCAGUUAAGCCCAAGCCCUCUCUCUCUCUCUCUCUCAGGACUCAGGAGUGGCUCCUUCUCUCUCAUGCUCUUGCUUUUGUCAGCGAGAAGCUCACAGAAAACUGGAAUUUAAUGCAACGGGAAGACAACCUCUUCCCCUCUCUCCCUCCCUCCCUCUCUCUCUCUCUCCCCGUUAAUAGCAGUCACCUCAGAUGCAAUUGUUCAGUUCAGUGCAGUGGAUCGGUUAUCAAGGAUUUCUGAGCAAUGCAUUUGUGUUUUAACUAUGGAGCCGAAACUCAGACUUUCUUGUAGAUUACUUGUUGAGGUCUCUGUACCUAUCCCAACUCUCAAGCUUCUGAACGUGUCUCGAUCCUGUUAUUUAAAGUGAAGAGAAGAAUCAGGGACUGGACUAGCUCGGCGCAACCGCAGAAACAGAGAUUCUUUCUCCAGAACAAAGAAACCCAGAAUAACAGAAGCCGAAGAAAGCGUAAGAGCUGAGAAGAUGGUGGUUCCAGAGUCGGAAGCUCGCGGUCGUGUAGAGGUGGAAAUAACGACAGCAAAGCCACCCGAGGAGGUACCAAAGACGCACUCGUUGUCAUCGCUUGGAAGACAGUCUUCCAUCUACUCUCUUACUCUGGACGAGUUCCAGCACACAUUAUGCGAGAACGGGAAGAGCUUCGGAUCAAUGAACAUGGACGAAUUCCUCAACAACAUCUGGACUGCGGAAGAGAACCAGGCUAUUGGCUGCAACAAUGAGAGGUUGCAGUCCAACCCAGACGAAGCCGCAGCUAACAGGGCCAACUCCGGACAACCCAGCGUACUCCGACAAGGUUCAAUCACCCUCCCUGCUCCACUAUGCCACAAAACUGUCGACGAAGUCUGGGCCGAAAUCCACAAACACCAAGAGCGGCAACAACAGGAGCAGCAACCAAACAACGGAGGUAAUCCCGGAACUACACAGCGCCAACUCACAUUCGGAGAGAUGACUCUCGAGGAUUUCUUAAUAAGAGCUGGGAUUGUUCGGGAGGCUUGUGGGCCCUCAUCUAAGCACCAGCUUCAGACUCCGGCGACUGUUCCACCUACUGGGACGGCGACACAGCAGUAUGGGUUAUACCAGAAUAAUAACGCGGGCGUGGACCCCAACUUCGGAAUGGGACCCUUAUUGGGUCUUGGAUUCUCCGAGCAACGGAGUACUGGAAACGGCGUGGCAAACGGUGUCCUGUCGUACCAAACAUUCCCGCAAAGCGGUACGGUUUUGGGAGAGCCAUCGAAUUAUGCACCAAAUGGAAAGAGGAACGGUGGUUUUCCAGCGACGGUUUGUUUUGGCGGUAGAACAGGAAAUGGAGCUGGAUAUGUAGCAGCAGCAGCGGCAGCGAAUACGUUGGGGCCACCGGUGUGUCCAGUUACGUCUGAAGGGAUGUGCACGAGUCAAGUGGAUAACGCAACGGCGAAUCAGUAUGGAGUGGAUAUAAGUGGGAUAAGGGGGAGAAAGAGGUUAAUAGACAGUCCAGUAGAGAAGGUAGUGGAGAGGAGGCAACGCAGGAUGAUCAAGAACAGGGAGUCGGCGGCCAGGUCUCGAGCCAGGAAACAGGCCUAUACGGUGGAGCUGGAAGCAGAAUUGAAUCAUCUCAAAGAGGAGAAUGGUCGCCUCAAAGAAGCUUUGGCAGCUUCUGAGAAGAAAAGGAGAGAGGAGCUGGAAGAAAAGAUGAAGACGAAGCCUCCAACAAAGGCGCAGAAAACUGCAGAGAAGCUUAAGUCGAUGAAGAGGACCGUGAGCUGCCCCACUGGACAAAUCUCGUAAGAUGAUGAAAGAGUGCAAUAUACAAGUUCAGCUUGUGAUGAAAUGAUAUGUAUUACAGUAAGAGAUGAGCUUCUGUGGCACACAAGAUGAUAUUAUCGACAUUUGAUAGGAAGCUAGAUGAAUGCAUCCUCUUGUCUCGCACAUAGCUUCAACUUUUGAGCUUUGGCUCUGGAGAUGGAGAUUGCUGAUAGACCAGUAGAUGGUACAGUGCUUAAGAUCAGUAGCUCUUGAAUAUGUAAUUAGUAAUCCACACAAUCAAGUAUUCACUUUGUCUUAAUCUUAUUAUUGUUUAUAUAAAAUCAUGGAUGGGUAUAAAAUCAUAUAUAUGGGUCUACUGAAACUCUGAAUGUUUUCAUUCAU